Molecule: messenger RNA, 8169 nt
Organism: Dromiciops gliroides (monito del monte)
Lineage: Eukaryota; Metazoa; Chordata; Mammalia; Microbiotheria; Microbiotheriidae
Gene: SNTG1
Product: syntrophin gamma 1
Exons: 21
Coding region: 1030-2589 (519 amino acids)
Cellular component (GO): dystrophin-associated glycoprotein complex; intracellular anatomical structure
Molecular function (GO): protein binding; structural molecule activity
Source: RefSeq, a predicted model, not a curated record
UCAGAUCUUAUUUUCACAUAUCUUCUUUCGGAAUCAGGAAAAGAUCAGCAUGUUGUCGUCCAAAUAUGCACGAUAAAAAUACUGUUUGGGGGAAAAAAAUCAUCCCCUACAGACCCAUAAAGCAGCUGAGAGGCAAAGCAGGAAGAUACAUACACCACUUGCUCUCAUCUGUGGAGGGAAAAGGAGACCUGGCUCUGGCUGGGGUUUCACAAGCCUUUCGCUUCAGCACCGGCGGGGAUGGACAGCGCCUCUGGACACAGCUGUAGCCACCCAGGCAGAACUACAUUGCCUCUUCUCUUGCUGUGGUUGCUGCUGUUGCUGCUACAGAUGCCUGGGCUCUUCAGUCCUUGCUGCUAAAAGGCGGUGCUCCAGGAUACCACCCCCAUCCCGCUCCCACUUUUUUUUUUUUGACGGACUAAAAAGUAACCCUCCACAUACUCCUGGUGCAAGUACCUACAGGGCGGUGGAGUUAGCUUGCUUUUGAGUUUUAGCUUUCAGAAGCAACUUCAAGACAAACCUUUUGCAUAAGGACAGCAGGGGAAGAUAGAAGAAGAGAGGAAGUUCCUGGAAGCUUUGAGAAACUAUGGGCUAUGUGGUAGGGGUCUGGCUACCCGAAGUUCCAAAAUACUCAAAAUAAACAAGAUGUUCGUGGGUGGAUUGCAAAUGUUUUGGAAAUAGCUUUUCGAAACAAAGGGUCGAUAGAACCACAGGAUAUAUUAGAGAAACCGAAAAUACAUCUAAUUCCAGCACAUUGGCAAAUUUGGACAUCUACAGUAAAUGAAGCCAAGAAAAUCCCUUUGAAUACUGAACAAUGGAUACAUGUGCAACAGCAUGUUGUGGUGGAAAAAGAAUCAGAGGCUUUGGAAUCAAUGACUGUGGUCAGAUCUCAGGUCUGAAACUUCCUGUGGGAUCUUGGGCAAGUCAAUUACCAUCUUCAGGAGUUGGAGUCAGAACACCUGUCAUCUUCUCUUGGCUCUUCCACUAACUGGCACAUGCUCCUGGACGAUAUCCUUUACUGUGCCAUAGCACAUGGAUUUCAGGACUAGCUGUGAAGAGACAAAGACAGGAAUUUGUUUGCUGCAGGAUGGUAAUCAGGAGCCUUUCAAAGUGCGACUGCACCUAGCCAAAGAUAUUUUGAUGAUCCAGGAGCAGGAUGUGAUAUGUGUGUCUGGCGAGCCUUUCUAUUCUGGUGAAAGAACGGUGACCAUUAGAAGACAAACUGUAGGAGGAUUUGGAUUAAGCAUAAAGGGAGGAGCAGAACAUAACAUUCCAGUUGUAAUUUCAAAAAUUUCCAAAGAACAAAGAGCGGAACUUUCAGGACUGCUCUUUAUAGGCGAUGCCAUUCUUCAGAUUAAUGGAAUUAAUGUGAGAAAAUGCAGACAUGAAGAAGUGGUUCAGGUUCUUCGGAAUGCAGGUGAAGAAGUGACCUUAACUGUGUCUUUCCUAAAAAGAGCACCUGCUUUCCUCAAACUGCUGCUGAAUGAAGAUUGUGCAUGUGCUCCAAGUGACCAGAGCAGUGGCACAUCUUCUCCCCUUUGUGACAGUGGUUUGCAUCUCAACUACCAUCCUACCAAUACGGAUACAUUGUCAUGUUCUUCAUGGCCAACCUCCCCAGGCCUGAGAUGGGAAAAGAGAUGGUGUGACCUUCGAUUAAUCCCCUUACUUCAUUCACGUUUCUCCCAGUACCUCCCUGGAUCAGAUUUGUGUCGGCAGAAUGCAUUUCAAGUAAUUGCUGUGGAUGGGGUUUGCAGUGGAAUAAUUCAGUGUCUCUCUGCUGAAGACUGCAUUGAUUGGCUACAAGCAAUAGCAACAAAUAUUUCAAACCUCACAAAGCACAAUAUUAAAAAAAUCAACAGGAACUUCCCUGUAAACCAGCAGAUAGUCUACAUGGGCUGGACUGAAGAACGAGAACAAGAUUCCCUUCAAGAUCGGAAAUACACACCAAAGUUUUUAGCACUAAGAGGCUCUUCUCUUUAUAAAUUUAUGGCACCUCCAGUAACCACUUGGGACUGGACACGAGCAGAAAAAACAUUCUCAGUUUAUGAGAUUAUGUUUAAAAUCUUCAAGGACAGUGAUCUACUGGACCGUCGGAAACACUGCUUUGGCGUCCAAUCAGAAACUGGAGAGGACCUCUACUUUUCAGUGGAGUUAGAGUGUGACCUAGCCCAAUGGGAGAAAGCCUUCCAAACAGCAACUUUUUUAGAAGUUGAAAGGAUACAGUGCAAGACCUAUGCCUGUGUACUGGAAAGUCAUCUAAUGGGACUAACUAUUGACUUCAGUAUGGGAUUUGUCUGCUUUGAUGCUGCAACAAAGGCUGUACUUUGGAGGUACAAGUUUUCUCAGCUUAAAGGUUCUUCAGAUGACGGCAAAAGCAAAAUCAAAUUUUUGUUUCAGAAUCCAGAUACUAAGCAGAUUGAAGCAAAGGAGUUGGAGUUUUCCAAUCUGUUUGCUGUUCUCCAUUGUAUUCAUUCCUUCUUUGCUGCCAAAGUGGCUUGUUUGGACCCUCUAUAUUUAGGCAAUCAGGCCUCAGCCUCUGCUUCUACUUCUGCUUCCUCUGCUGCUACUGGCAAAGUGAAAUAUACAACCUGACACCCCACACUUCAUACUGCCGCAAAUACAUAAACUGUACAAAUGUUCAUCACUGCUAGACCCUGGAAAAACCACAAAUUCACCAAUUCAACAGACAGUCCAUAUUGCAGUUUUGGCAGAAAGAAACGUCACAAUGGAUCAUGAAUUCCUCAAUUCUACAAGACAUCUGUAAAUAACCUUAGCUGAAAGCAAGCAUAGGAUGGAUAUGCUUUUACUAUGAUCUAUUUGUAUCAACCUACUGCUUUAAGCAAAAGUAGAGACAAAAAAUGAAUGAUAUGAAGGAACACUUAAAUAUCCAAUAAAAUUUUCAACUGCCCAUAAAAAACUACAAAUGGAAUGUUCAUUUUCUUUUUUCCAGGUUAUUUUCUAUGACAAUGUGCUGGGCCCUGAGCCUGAACUAAUACCCCGUCUGUGUAUUAUAAGUGACAUAAAGCAAGCAAGAGACAGACCCCUGUGGCCACAAAGAGACUAGCAUGAAAGACAUUUGUCUAAGUAUCCUCUCAAAGAAGAAAGCACUUUAAUUCUUAUUAUAAAAUUUAACCUGUACCCACUCGCCAUAGUGUGUGUAACACUGUCAUUCUGUUCUCAUUGUUUUAUCUUUAGUCAUCUGUAAUCCACCUGUAAAGAGGUAACUAUGCUAAUUCAUCAUGGACAAAAUGUGAACUGGCCCCCUCUCAUCUCGGAUCACUGCUGUAAUAAAUUUCUAGACAUAGGCCUUAAUGCCAAUUUAAAAUGAAAACCACAUGUUAUUUUAAUUAUGACUGAUGCAAAUGAGUUUGUUAGCUCCUUUAUUUCUAUCUUCAUUGUGAGGAAAUUUAUUUUUAAUCUAUUGUGCUUUAUUGACCUAUCUGAAAUAGCCUAGUGUCUAUAAUCUAAGGCUAGAACACAUGAGAGAAUAGGUAAGGGAAAAUCUCUGUUACUCAGUCUCAAUUAAUCAAUCAAUCAGGUACUCAUAUUCCCCUAGAAAACAGUCUUAUAGCCAAGGAUUUGUUAGUUCAAUGGCACAGCUAGUUUAUAAUGCCAGUAUUAGAGGAAAAGGAAAUAAGUAAGCUAUGAAGAUAGAACAAGAUCAUCUUACUAACAUUUAACUCUCUGAAGAUUGCAUCUUGAUCAUCAUACAAGAAUGUAUUGUAUAUUCUUGAUGUUUUGACUCAUGGUGAAUGUAAAAUGGAGAAGCUGUAAAUUUGGAACUGUCAGUGAUUCAUCCACUGGUCAGACUCCGAAGAUCCACUACUUGACCUGGACCAUGUUCUUGGUCCUAAGAUAUGGCUUUAAUGGGAGCUUCAUAUGAAUAUUCAAGCCCCACCCCCAUUUUUUCAAAUUAGUUUUACAGUAACACGCAUUUGUGAAUAUGACCAAAUAUUUGGUGUUUACUUUGUGUGUGUGACUUAAUAUUAAAAAAAAAAAGAUGGAAACCCUUUUCUUUAAAGAAUAGCUCCCUUAAAGGAUAACUUAUUUAUAAAGAGAGCACAUGAAUGUUAUAUUCAUAUUAUAUUAUUUCAAAAAAUAUGAAUAUGAGUAACCAGUCAUUGUUUUAUUUUAUUCCUGAAUGGUUCUCAAAUGUGCUGAAUGGAAAAUAUUUCUAAGGACCAAUCAAGAAGAACCAGAAAAGAAAGUGGGAUUUUACAGUUUUAAAGAAUGUCCUUUUAACUAAUUUAUUAUAAGAUGCCAUUAAAUCUAAGUCAGUUGUUGCUUACUAGGUAAGGGUGACCUUUGUUUUCAGUUUUUUAAUAUUAUUUUAAAACCACUCUGCCUUAGCUCUUUGAAAGUUUGGGUCUAUUAAGAGUAUUCCUAGUGUUUUUGGAAUGUAUCUUAUAAUUGACAUGUGGUCAAAAUGUUUUGAGUAUUGAAGGAUUUGUGUUAUGAUAAUACUUGCCAAAUAUGUGGUUAUUGUUUCUCAUACAUAUAUAAGGUGUGCAAACUUAACCUUCCUGAAAUAUUUGUGAGAAAGUAUACUUUCCAAAGGUUCUAAAUGUAAAACAGUGAUAAUUUAAUGAAAUUUUAGUUGAAAAACAUAUUUUGAAUUAUUGAAAACUAAGCUUUAUUAAUAAUCCAAUUUUAAUUUUUUAUAUUUUCUUCUGUAAUUCUAUUUCAAUUAGUAUUAAUUCUGGUUGGUCAGGAUAUUUAAAUUAUAUAGCAUAUGUUCAUGGUAUGAGACAGUAUCUGCAAAGUGCAACCAUUUGGAAACUAAACUGCUUAGUUUAAUGUUAUCAGGUAACUGAGUAAUGGUUUGCUGGUGUGAUCUUGAAAAAUACUUGGUUACAGAAAUAUUUUUUACAUUUUAUUUUUCUAUGUUUGGGAGAUCAGAUAAAUUCACCAUUCACAAAGCCAUUGCAAUGUAGAUGGUCAGCCUGGGAAAUUUUGUAGACUUGGCCUCAGAAAGAAGUGAUUAUUUCAGUUUUAAAAGCUGAUAUAUACAUAUGGUCUUAUAUUUAUUAAUAUACCUUUUCAUUUUCAAACUCAGAAUGGUAUCUUGUAGAGUAGGUAUAUUGGUAAUAUUUGAUAAAAUUAAAGAAGUUUUGAAUGUCAAAAUUAAUUUUAAAAGUUUCUUCAAAUUAUCUAAAACUCUGGUAUAGAAAAUUAUUUCUCUUCCUCCCAAGAUAAUAAGUAAUCAAAAUUAAAAAUUCAGCAGAAUGAAAAAAAUACUUUAUAAGGCAUUAUUCAUCCCAUACUAUAGUGGAUUUCAAAAGAAUAAUUGAGCAAGUAUAAAAUUGUUAUAAGGACUACAUUUAAAAAAGUUUUUUUUCAGGGGUCAGGGUGGUGCAGGAGUAAACUUAUGCUUUUAAAAAAAUAUAUAGUGGGAUCCAACUUGAAAAGGAAAGCCAAAUUAAAUAUUUUUUUAUUCAUGUAAAUAAGGUCAGAGUCUCAAUUUGUAUAAUUCUAUAGAAAAUUUCCUCUAAAUCUAGAAAUUCCAAGAUGUGGAAGGUUUAUGAAAUCCCAGAUAAUGAAUGAAGCAGAGGAGUACUGGAAUCCCUACAGGAUCUCAAGAACCAAUUGUUAAAAUUUUCAGUGUGAGCAUUUGCAAAAUAAUAAUAAUAACAACACCAAAUUUGCUUAAUUUACUUAAUUUGCUUAAUUUCCUGUUUCGUUCAUUAAGAAAGGAAUGGAGAUUAUGUUAAUAAUUCAGAUUAAAACUAAGUGUGUCCCAUGUGCAAUUUUUUUUUUUUUGGAGAGCCAGUUAUUAAACAUUUACCAACAAACCAAUGUAAUGAGGUUCAUUCAAAUAGAGGCUCUAGGAUUUCAGUGUGUAACAAGUAGAGAAGGGACAAUCAUAUGUUUCUACUGGUCAGAAGAGUUUGUUCUGAUUCUCUGUGGAUGGGCAUACUGGAUCACAGUGAUUGGCAUACUUUACCAGAAGCUCUUCUACCCCUGUGCAUUUGACAGAACUGGCAGCUCCAUGUUCCUGAUGUUUUAAUUUAUAUAUAGUCAAUUUUAGACUAAUAUAAUCAUACUGAAGUUUACAAAAAAUGUAGUCUACAUAGGCCAAAUUAUGGACAACUGUGCAGUAUGUCUUUGGGGUAGAGCAGAAAUCCAUCAUUGAAUUGCAGACAGUAUCUAUCACCACUGUCUGGAACCAACUGUUGAAUUUUGUAAACAUGUCUACCAUUAUAUAGCAUGAGAGCUGGCCUAUGGGGAAUAAGGGAUCACUCUUACAGGGAGGAGAAAUUCCAUGUUUGUAAUGCUCAAUAUAAUUUCAAUAGAAAACACUAAUAUAUAUAUAAACUAAUUUGGAACAUCAACAUUAACCUUUUUAAAAUUGUGACUAAAAAGGAAAAAAAAUGGACAAUUCCUUUUGAAACCUGUUUGAAGAUAGAUUGUUGACUUUUUUCUAGUCUGUUACCCAAAUGUCAAAUAUAUAAAGAAAUGUAUUUGUAUCCCCUAAUAUACAAACUGGUGGUUAAAACAACAACAAAAUACCCCCCAUAAAUUCUGAUCUCUUAAUAUACAUGUAUAUCAUAAACAUAUAUACUUUUCAAAUUUAGAAUAUAAACUAUAGUUUGAGGUAAAAUUCAUGGUACGAUUCAUAUUCUUAUUAUUACUGAUGUUUUAAUAAGGAUGAUAAGGCACAAUUAGUAUUUUACAUGUUCACCUUCACACAUAUUAGAAAAAUUGUAUUUUAAUUCCAUUCAAUAGCAAUUAAUAGUUUUGUUUCAUUUUUGCUAUAUAAUUAAUAAGUACUAUUAUUUAUUAUUGUUUGAAUUAUAUGGAUGAGAAUUCUUAGAAAUGGUGAAGUAGUGAUCAGGUAAACUAUAUUCCCAUAUAAUUUAGGUUUAGCUGCAUGAAAUUUAUUUAUUACAAUCCCUAGAGACAUCUACAGUUGUAUAUAAUACAACACUUGAAUAGUAGAACCUUCAGGCACCUAAUCAUGCAUUACAAAUGUUAACCCCUUCAGUGCCUUGGAGUUUUUUGCAUUAUAAAAUAAGUCCUCCUCCCUGUACAAUACUGUACAUACUGCAGAGUAAAAAGGGACAUUUCAAAACAUUAUCUAGCAUAGAAGGGGUUAAAGUAUCACUUCAUAAUUUUACUAAUAUCUAUACAGUCAUAUGGUUUGCUCUCUGGGAUGACAAUUCCAUUUUAUUUUUACAUCUAGCCCUUAGCUGAAGGAUUUAGAUUUAGAUUAUCUAUAUCUACAUUCUUUAGCUAAAGAAAAUAUAUGUAUUAUAUAUAUGCACACACACACACAUAUAUAUAUACAUAUAUAUGCAUAUGUCAUUUUAAUCGCUAUUUUAUCAAAUGGUAUUUUUUUUUUUGGAAAAUAAGUUAAUAGCUAAGAAAAAAAAAAGAACAUAUCACUUAGGUAUUAACAUCAAAGUUGCCAAAAGUUGCCAAAGUUUUUAUGUGGGAAAUAUAAAUCUUUCCAUGCUCAUGUUUCAGAGGUGUUCCUGACAUAAUUUGAAAAUGUUUGCUCAUUGGAUUUCCAUUCAACAGCUACUUGAAAAGCUGCAUUAAUUCCUUGUUAGCAAUGUCAGCUGAGAGAUGUAUUUUAGUGUUUCUUAGUUCUUAUACAAUCAUUUCUUUCCACUGCUAUAACAUAGAGGUUAAACCCUUAAAUUUUAAAGAAGCCCACAUUGUGCUGGCCUUGAGAAAAGUCAUGAUCUUGACUGAUUCAGGUCUGCUGCUGGAAAGCAGAAGGCUGAAGAAGCUUAAAAAGUACAAAUGAAGUCUUGUGUUUCUUUAAGGUAAGUAUAGAAACUCCCAUAGUUAAGAACCACUGCCCCUGAGUUCCUAUGAAGAUCAUUGUACUUAAUAGGCCUUCUUAAAAAAUUGCUAUUUCAUACCUCCAAGAUCUUGGCUUUUUGAUUUCUUUCUAUUCUUGAAAAAUUUUAAAACACUAUCAUUUACUUGCACAUUUAAAUUUGUUUUUGAGAAUAAAAUUUAAAAUGUUAUAUAUUUUAUAAAUAUGAAAAAUUGCAAUGAAAAUAGAAAGUUAAACUAUAAAUAUAUUUAUUUCAUUUUUAAUUGUUUUGGUGGAUGUUUGUAAAAUGUAAAUUAAUAUUUGUGACAAACAGUCACUUAGAUGUUUAAGUUCAUUAAUGUACUACUAAUAAACUGUACUUUUGUAAUGGAGCAUACUGGAAA